AGGGCAAAGAGAUUCCAACUAAAUUGCAAGACUCGGCGAUAAAGCUUAUGGAAGAGGGAGAUUGGGAUGACCUUGGUCCAAAAUUAGCUGUACAGCUUACAGGAGAGGCUACUCGUGGUGGCACACACAAUGAUGAUGAGUAUCGAUGGGCUGGUGUGGAAGAUCCCAAAAUUGUUAUCACUACUUCUCAUGAUCCCUCAGCCAAACUCAAACAGUUUGCAAAGGAAAUGAAGUUACUGUUUCCAAAUUCACAGAGGAUGAACAGGGGAAAAUAUGAGAAUAAACAGUUAAUAGAAGCCUGUCGAGCAAAUCAAGUCACUGACUUCAUAGUUUUGCAUGAAACCAGAGGCAGACCAGAUGCAAUGGUGAUCAGCCAUUUACCGUGUGGACCAACGGCAUACUUCACUUUGGCUGAUGUUGUUAUGCGUCAUGAUAUUCCUGAUAUUGGCACUAUGUCAGAGCAGUAUCCUCACCUAAUUUUUCAGAACUUCAAAUCACCAUUAGGUGUUCGAACUACAAACAUUUUGAAGUACUUGUUUCCUGUCCCAAAAGAAGAUAGCACUCGUGUUGUUUCAUUCGUCAAUUGGGAUGACUGGAUUUUAUUCAGGCAGCACACUUACAAGAAGAUUGAUGGGGGAAAGGAUUAUUCCCUUCAAGAAAUUGGCCCCCGCUUUAGUAUGAAAUUGUAUCGUAUUAUCCUGGGAACCAUAGCCGAAGAGGGGGCUGCUGAUACAGAGUUUAUUUUGAAACCUUACAUGAACACUGCAAAGAAAAGGAAAUACCUCUCGAAUGAAGAUCCUUGGUAAUUUGCUGAGUAAUCUGGAUGAGCAGUCCCCGGUUAUCAGUGGACUCCGUUAAUGGCGAUCCGGUUUUAAGGCACCAUAACCAGCCGAGUUUUGGUUAUCGGCGCCUUAAGGUGCUGAUAACAGAGAGUUAUGGCGCCAUAACAUACCUAGUAGAGGCGCCACUAACCAAAACUCGGCGCCAUAAGCACCAUAAAUUGCUGAGUUUCAGUUAAUGGCGGUUUUUGCUUACCAGCACUCCGCCCGAGAAUGGAACCCUCGCCGAUAACCAGGGACUUAUUUAUGUCAACUUAAUUGAAAUACAUUGUUAUGUUUCAGUA
Molecule: messenger RNA, 1123 nt
Organism: Macrobrachium nipponense
Lineage: Eukaryota; Metazoa; Arthropoda; Malacostraca; Decapoda; Palaemonidae
Product: U3 small nucleolar ribonucleoprotein protein IMP4-like
Biological process (GO): rRNA processing
Cellular component (GO): nucleolus; small-subunit processome; Mpp10 complex
Molecular function (GO): rRNA primary transcript binding; snoRNA binding
Source: RefSeq, a predicted model, not a curated record